Exophiala mesophila is the source of this 1895-nucleotide messenger RNA. RefSeq lists its product as uncharacterized. Bases 193 to 1719 code for a protein of 508 amino acids. The record is from RefSeq and is a predicted model, not a curated record. Lineage: Eukaryota; Fungi; Ascomycota; Eurotiomycetes; Chaetothyriales; Herpotrichiellaceae. The transcript is spliced from 2 exons.
GUUAUCGAUACCUAGUACCUCUCCAUAUGCGAUCAUGACUGCAAAGCUGCUCAUCAUUGACCACGACUGAUGCACUGAUAGAUACCCUGCUUCUCGCCGAAGUACAUCUCGGGCCCUCCUCACUCUCGCGGGUCCCUGGUACCCCGUUCCGAAUCUCACCAGGCAACCAGUCCCCACCAACGCCCUACCAAGAUGUCGUUCAAGAACGUUAUGAAGGAUGGGUGGCAUCCCAAGGGUAAAGAUGGUGGCAAGGAGUCAUGGAGAGGUGAUUUCAAAGGCAUAAAUCAGGUGGCAGGAUGGAUGGGCAAACCUCGAGAUCCUAAGGCGGGGGAAACCGAAACCCAUGUCUCACGACCAUUAUCUACUCUCAAAGAUCCGUCUUCUUUUGGUCCCCCACCCAAAAAUGUCAAUUAUCAUGGUGGUGCAGCUCUCCCAAACGAAAUAACUCCCCACCGAAGUGGAUGGGGUGCGCCCUUGACGCCAGAGCAGACACAAUCGGCCCGUGCUCAAGUGAAUGGUUCACAGCCUCAGACUCAGGAGGAAGAAGUACCCGAAAGACCAGCCGGACCCCCCCUACCUUAUCGAGCUGAUAGAACGGGCCUCAAGACCGAUCACUUACCCCCGCCUCCAACACACCGAGAUGUCAACAGAAGUCCUGGUCCAUCUACCUCAAGCCCAGCUCCUUCUAACGCACCUCGGCCUGGUCUUCCACCGAGACUUCCCAAUCGACAGAAUACUGGGAGUAGCGUUGUCUCAAAUCCUGUGGUUUCUCCACCUCCUGCCACUGCACCUCCAGCUUACGAGACUCUCGCUCAACCCUCGGAGCCGCAGCCUGGCAAUCAUUUCGGGAGCGACAAUGGCGCAACUCAGAGGUUAGGUAAUGCUGGAAUCUCUGUGCCUGGGCUCGGCAUCAACUCACAAAGUUCUAUGAAUCCGUGGCAAAACGAGCAAAGCAAAGGAUCCAUUCCCAAAACACCCUCGCCGAAACCUCAGCCUUCCGCGACCGCAAACCAGGUUUCUGAACUCCAGUCUCGUUUCGCCCGAAUGACGUCGGCGAGCAGUGUACCGACUCAGAGCAAUGUUGCAACCCCAGCAACUCAAAAUCCACCACCUGUGCAAUCUCAACCCAAUUUCCAGGACCAGAGCCAGCCUCAAGGAUCGACUUGGGCGGAAAAGCAAGCAGCCCUACGAACGGCCUCCAAUCUCCAAAAGGAUCCGUCAAGCGUGACAAUGGCGGAUGCCAGAUCUGCCGCCACCACUGCCAACUCUUUUCGUGAACGUCACAAGGACGAGAUUAGUUCGGCAAGUCAACGUGCAAACAGUUUCAACAAGAAAUACAACGUGACCGGUAAACUGAACGCAUUCCUAGAAAAACAUGCGUCUCCAACCAACGAACAACCACCACAGUUGAAUCAGCAACAACAAUCACCACAGCCCCAAAACGACUACUAUCCCCCACAAGCCACCCAGGCAGUGAAUCCACGCCAGACGCCCGAGUACGCGGCAUCGAUAUCCCGUAAGCCACCUCCACCGCCACCGCCCAAGAAACCGGCCAACAUGCACGGAAAUGCCAACCCAGGACACUCCAACGGCGUGACGAGCCCGCCUCCGCUCCCUUUGUCGACCAAACCAGGUGCAAAGCCCGGAUCGACGGGUACGCCCAUGCAGCCCAUGUAUCCCACGGGACCCAUGGGUGAAGGCGGCGGCACAGGAGGUUGAACUUUGUGCCUCUCUGGCCAACAGUGACUUUUAUUUGCGACGACCGUCUUGUCCACUCGUCCACUUGGACGCUCUGGAUAAUAUACGUAUAAUUCCAUAUCCAAUAUCUACCUUGCAUUGUACCCUGUCCUCCAUUCAGCCACGAUCCGAUUUAACUGUGCAGAUAGAAAUCGAUA